UCGCAGUCUGAUCGUUUUCGGAAGAGCUUUGACUGUGGUGUUUCCGCACUCUCUCUCUCUCUCUCUCUCUACUAUACAUUUGCCCUAAAAGCUACCUCAAUCUGAGUCUUUUUCUAUUGCAUUUGACCCCAAGCAUUUUCCGUGAAGCUUUCAGAGAUCAGAAAGAGUACGUCUUCUAGUUCUUCUUUCCUUUUACUGGAAGCUGAGGCUUUAAGCUUUCGAAACGGCGAUCUGUGGAGCUUUUGGCGAUCGAUUUGAGGGAACCUCGGAAGAUCUACACACUACCAACCAAAUUCGAGCAUUCUUGGAGAAAGAAAUCCCAAACCUAGCUGAAAGAUGGGAUGCUUUACAGUCUCAAGAAACAAGAAGAAGAAGUCCGAACAAUCCCUUUGCAGUAAGUCCAUAAAUUAUGUCUAUGAGAACACGCCAACAACUCUUCCUGAACCACAAACCCAAACAAGAUCACUUCAAUCUGCUCCUCCAAGCUUUAGAAAUCGGGGUAAACCAGUCAUGCAACAAGUUAGCCGACCAAGUUAUAGUAGAACAAGAACGCUCUCUGCCCCUUCAAGUUUGAGCAUUGCAGAGAGAGAUGCGCUCUCUGCUAUGGAUUUCAAGGAACAAGAAGAUGAUAAUAAGCUUAGAGGAGCUGGAAAGGACCAGAAAUUGUUGAACCCACAUCCCCUUCCUCUUCCUUCUCUACAAAGAGGUUCGUCCUCUGUAUUUAAGUACACAGGGAGCUUCAAAUCCUUGAAUUCGAGUGGACCCAUUUCAGUUUCUGGGCCGUUGCCUCUUCCACCAUUGGGGAACUUGAGGAGUUUUUCGUAUGAGGAGAUUGCAGCUGCUUGCCAUCAUUUCUCACCCGAGCGUUGUGUAUCGGAAGGGUUAUCUUCAACUGUUUAUAGAGCUUCAUUCAAGGAUGAGUUUACAGGUUCUCCAAUGCUUGAAGCCACCGUCACUCGCUUGCUUCCCUCUACACAGGGUUUAAAGGAAUUCGCAAGCGAGAUGGUGAAAAUUGCAUCUCUGCAACAUCCUCAGCUGUGUAAACUGAUUGGGUUUUAUGCGAAGGAAGGGUCUGAACAGAGGAUGCUAGUGUACGAGAGGCUUUUCCAUGGAAGCUUGGAUCGAUUGCUUUAUGGAAGGUCCGAUGGGCCUCCAAUAGAUUGGUGCACUAGGAUGCGUGUGGCUCUCUGUGCUGCUCAGGGUCUUGCUUUUUUACACGAGGAAGGACCCUUUCAGGCUAUGUACACCGAAUUCAAGACGGCAAACAUACAGAUAGACAAGGAUUUCAGUGCAAAGCUUUCAGGUUAUGGAUGCGCAAGUUAUAACCCUGAAGUGGAGUUCUCAAAUGCCUCUUCCAUGGUCCAGGCCAUGUCAAACCUUUCCCCCGAGACAGUUGAGCGUGGGCUCCUCACCCCAAAGAGCAACGUCUACAGCUUCGGGGUCGUUCUCCUUGAGCUCCUCACCGGCCACCAAAACCUUGACCCCCGCCAUCCCAAAGAGGAACGCAAUCUCGUCAAAUGGGCUCGCCGUUACUUAGCUGACUCAUGCCGCCUCUCUCUCAUAAUGGACCCAAAACUCAAAGGUCGGUUCCCUUCGAAAGCAGCCGACAUAGUCGCCUCUUUAUCUCUAAAAUGCCUCCAAAAGGAUCCAUCAGAGAGGCCAACGAUGCGAGCCUUAGUUGAAACUCUUAAAUCCAUUCAAGAAAUGAAGUACUCGAGUCGAUUUCCCUUGCAAGAACCAGGUGUCACUUCCAGUAUAGGGCGGCAAGAGCCAAUUCUGGCACCUGCGUUGGGUGGCAGGCCCCCCAUUGUGAAAUCACCAAGCUUUAAUGGCCCAGUGAUGCCGUUUUUCCGAUCCCGAUCACCGGAAAACGGGGUUUUUGGGUCAGUUUCACCAGAAAAUGGGGUUCCCCGAUCAAUAUCGCCGGAAAAUGCAGGCUUCCGGUCCGUUUCACCGAGUUCAAGGAUGAGGGGAAGGCACUCAGCUUUGCCCCCAAGGUCUUGUUCAUCGACAAUUUCGCCGGAAAGAGGUGAGGGCAGGCCCCGGGACAGGAGGCUUUUGGCCCUGUAAUUGUAUUUUUUUUUUUGGGUCAUCGAUUUUUUCGGGUUUUAUUUUCAUGGGAUCUCCUUGCUUAGGAGAGAGUGUGGCGCAGGGGGCGAUGCGUGUAGAUAUGAGAGGAGAGAGAGAUGCAAGUUUUGAUGGAUUCAUCAGUUUUCCCUUGCUUCUCUUUUGGUUUGUACAGGGAGGAGGGAGAAUGCCGGGUUGAAAGCUUGUAAGUUUUUCUAUUAAAACAGUAUUAUAUAUAUGUGGAUGCCUUAUUUUACUCGGUU
Molecule: messenger RNA, 2330 nt
Organism: Amborella trichopoda
Lineage: Eukaryota; Viridiplantae; Streptophyta; Magnoliopsida; Amborellales; Amborellaceae
Gene: ATSIK
Product: Protein kinase superfamily protein
Biological process (GO): protein phosphorylation
Molecular function (GO): ATP binding; protein kinase activity
Source: RefSeq, a predicted model, not a curated record